GAUCCUAAAUCCUCUGCAUCGUCUCCAUCGCUGGUCUUCCAUUAUUGACGAAUCUCUUCUCUUUGCUUUCUUCCUUCUUAAACAAACCCAAUUCGAUUUCAACGGACGCCUCUCUCUCUCUCUCUCUCUCUCUCUCUCUCUCUCUCUCUCUCUCUCUCUCUCUCUCUCUCUCUCUCUCUCUCUCUCACUCUCUUUCUCGACUUUUUCUUUGCCGGAGCUCAUAGUGUAGGCGGAUCCGCGGCGGAGAGAUGGCUCCUAAUGAUCCUAAAAAAGCCGGUGGCGGUGGCGGAGGAAGUGGUUUCUUCGCUUCUCUUGCUUCCUCAAUCUCCAAUUUGGGAUCUGUUAUGACCAAAUCAGUUAAUGGUUUGGUUCCUUAUGAGGGGCUUGAAGUCAUCAAUCCCGAAGGAAGUACGGAUGAUGCAGAGGAGGAAGCCAGCAGAGGAAGAUGGAAGCAAGAGGAUCGUGAUGGCUAUUGGAAGAUGAUGCAGAAGUACAUAGGAUCUGAUGUUACAUCAAUGGUGACCCUUCCUGUGAUUAUUUUUGAACCAAUGACAAUGCUCCAGAAAAUGGCAGAGUUGAUGGAAUACUCGCAUCUGUUAGACAUGGCAGACAAAACCGAGGACCCUUAUAUGCGCAUGGUGUAUGCAUCAUCAUGGGCUAUAUCUGUCUAUUAUGCUUUCCAACGUACCUGGAAACCAUUCAAUCCAAUCCUUGGUGAGACUUAUGAGAUGGCUAAUUACAAUGGUGUUAACUUCAUUUCUGAACAGGUCAGCCAUCACCCACCAAUGAGUGCUGGUCACGCUGAAAAUGAGCAUUUUACAUAUGAUUGCACUUCCAAACUCAAAACAAAAUUUCUGGGAAAUUCCAUUGAUGUUUACCCGGUAGGAAGGACACGAGUGACACUUAAAAGAGAUGGAGUUGUUCUUGACUUGGUACCUCCUCUAACUAAAGUUCACAACCUAAUCUUUGGACGAACAUGGGUUGAUUCGCCUGGGGAAAUGGUCAUGACAAACCUGACCACUGGUGACAAAGUCGUGCUUUACUUUCAACCAUGUGGCUGGUUCGGAUCUGGUCGAUAUGAAGUGGAUGGAUAUGUCUAUAACGCGUCUGAGGAGCCUAAGAUACUCAUGACUGGCAAAUGGAACGAGUCCAUGAGUUAUCAGCCGUGUGACGGUGAAGGUGAACCUCUCCCAGGCACCGACCUGAAAGAGGUAUGGAAACUCGCUGAUGUUCCAAAGGAUGACAAAUACCAAUACACACACUUUGCUCACAAGAUCAACAGCUUUGAUACUGCCCCUAAAAAGCUGUUGCCGUCUGAUUCACGGUUACGCCCUGAUAGAUACGCACUCGAGAUGGGCGACAUGUCCAAAUCCGGCUAUGAAAAGAGCAGCAUGGAAGAGAGACAGAGAGCUGAAAAGAGAACCCGUGAAGAGAAAGGCCAAGGCUUUACUCCAAAAUGGUUUGAUAUAACGGAAGAAGUCACUCCUACACCAUGGGGUGAUCUUGAAGUUUACCAAUUCAAUGGAAAGUACUCAGAACAUCGUGCAGCUGCGGAUAACUCUGAAGAUAACACCGACCCUAAGUCGAUCGAGUUCAACCCAUGGCAAUUCCAAGAUCUGUCUACUUAAAAUGUAGCGCUUCAAAACAAAUCUUUUUUGGAAACAGAUGUUGUAAUUCUUAUUCCCUCGUAGUAACAACAAACUUUUUCUACGUCGUU
Messenger RNA from Capsella rubella, 1717 nucleotides. Its product is annotated as oxysterol-binding protein-related protein 3B. Gene Ontology annotation, molecular function: sterol binding. Gene Ontology annotation, cellular component: membrane; cytosol; intracellular membrane-bounded organelle. The transcript is spliced from 10 exons. The coding region runs from base 249 to 1628 and encodes 459 amino acids. The record is from RefSeq and is a predicted model, not a curated record. Lineage: Eukaryota; Viridiplantae; Streptophyta; Magnoliopsida; Brassicales; Brassicaceae.